CCGCGCAACGCAAGUCGUCUGUCUUCCCCUCUUCAAGCAUCUAGGGCACCAAGCUACCCUAACCAUCCCCCUCCAUUGUCUCAGAGUUCAACUCAUCCCGAACUUCGAUCCAUCUUCCAACCUCGGACCUUCUUUCUAAACUCAGGUCCUCCAAGUUCGACACAACCUCGUCGCACGUCAUCUCAACACCAACACCCAUCUCCAUAUUCCAACCACACAACACACAUCCCAUCAUCCAACAUGUCUGCCGUUGUGGAGAAGGUCACCGACGCCGUCCAGGACGUUACCAAUGCUCUGAGCAAUACCUCGAUCGCCGAGAAGGUCACCGACAACAAGCCUGCCGCCGCCAACAAUGACGCCGUCCUCGCCAGCGCUGCUGAGGGACGCCGUCUCUACAUCGGCAACCUGGCCUAUGCGACGACCGAGGGGGAACUGAAGGAGUUCUUCAAGGGUUACCUUGUCGAGUCCGUCUCCAUUCCCAAGAACCCCCGCACCGACCGUCCCGUUGGCUACGCCUUCGUCGACCUCUCUACCCCUACUGAGGCCGAGCGCGCCAUCUCUGAGCUGUCCGGCAAGGAGAUCCUGGAGCGCAAGGUUUCCGUCCAGCUCGCUCGCAAGCCCGAGCCUGCCGGCGAGAAGGCUGACGCCGCCAACGCGCCGGGAGCGUGGCCCUCCCGCCGACGCGUUGCCUCCAAGACUAAGGUCAUGGUCGCCAACCUGCCUUACGACCUGACCGAGGAGAAGCUUAAGGAGCUUUUCGAGGCCUACUCGCCCUCUUCCGCCAAGAUCGCCCUUCGCCCCAUCCCCCGCUUCAUGAUCAAGAAGCUCCAGGCCCGCGGUGAGCCCCGCAAGGCCCGUGGCUUCGGCUUCGUUACCCUCGCCUCCGAGGAGCUCCAGCAGAAGGCCGUCAGCGAGAUGAACGGCAAGGAGAUUGAGGGCCGUGAGAUCGCCGUCAAGGUUGCCAUCGACAGCCCUGACAAGACUGAUGAGGAGGCCAACUCUCCCGAGGAGAAGGCCAACGGUGCUGAGGAGGGCGCCCCCGCUGCGGCCCCCACCGAGGCUCCCGCUACCACCGCCGUCACGGCGACCGAUGCCGCCCCUGCAGUCCCCGCCACUGCUGCCGGUGCUACUACCACUGCUUAA
Verticillium alfalfae VaMs.102 is the source of this 1143-nucleotide messenger RNA. RefSeq names its product RNP domain-containing protein. Gene Ontology annotation, cellular component: cytosol. Bases 241 to 1143 code for a protein of 300 amino acids. The transcript is spliced from 4 exons. The record is from RefSeq and is a predicted model, not a curated record. Gene Ontology annotation, molecular function: mRNA binding. NCBI's taxonomy places the organism in Eukaryota, Fungi, Ascomycota, Sordariomycetes, Glomerellales, Plectosphaerellaceae.